AUGCAAUUUCAAUUCUCAAAUAUUAGCGGAAACGAAAACACAGUAAUUUUGCCACGUUCAGUAAUGGCAUUACUAUCAAAAUGUGUAUAUCUCUUAAUAAUCCAAUUUGUAUCAUUGCUAAAUUUAGCAACAGCCAUAAAACUUGAAGAUAUUAUCAUUGAAAAUGGAAUUGAUGAAGAAACUACGCUAACAGACGAUGAUUUUGCAAAAGCGCCAGAAGAAGAGUAUAACCUUACAUUGUUAGGUAUUCAAAUAAAAUCUGAUCCAACAAUGGGUAACAUGACUGAAGGCGAUAUAGUUUUACCAAGUUUUAAAGGAUUUAUUGAUUAUCGAAAUAGUCGUUUAGAACGAAGUGCUGUGAGACAAUUUUACAGACGUUGGCCAAAUUAUUAUUUUAGAAUUAGUUCACGUUGA
Molecule: messenger RNA, 414 nt
Organism: Brugia pahangi
Lineage: Eukaryota; Metazoa; Nematoda; Chromadorea; Rhabditida; Onchocercidae
Source: the annotation of a GenBank genome assembly